UGGCGGGAUUUGUCCCGUUCUUUGUCUCUCGCUGCAGCUGGAGCUCCAGGUCUCGUCUUCGCUGCUCUGUGUUCUCCGCUCCUAGAGGCCCAGCCUCUGUGGUCCUGUGACCUGCAGGUAUUGGGAAUCCACAGCUAAGACGCCGGGACCCCCUGGAAGCCUAGAAAUGGGGCCAUUGACAUUUAGGGAUGUGGUCAUAGAAUUCUCUCAGGAGGAGUGGCAAUGCCUGGACACUGCUCAGCAAGAUUUGUAUAGGAAAGUGAUGUUAGAGAACUUCAGAAACCUGGUGUUCUUGGCAGGUAUUGAUGUCUCUAAGCCAGAUCUGAUCACCUGUCUGGAGCAAGGAAAAGAUCCCUGGAAUAUGAAGAGACACAGUAUGGUAGCCACACCCCCAGUUAAAUAUUCUCAUUUUGCCGAGGACCUUUGGCCACAGCCAGGCAUAAAAGAUUCUUUCCAAAAAGUGAUACUGAGAGAAUAUGGAAAAUAUGUACAUAAAGAUUUACAGCUAAGAAAAGGCUGUAAAAGUGUGAAUGAGUGUAAUGUACAAAAAGAAGGUUAUAAUGAACUAAACCAGUGUUUGACAACUACCCAGAGCAAAAUAUUUCAAUGUGAUAAAUAUGUGAAAGUCUUUCAUAAAUUUUUAAAUUCAAAUACACAUAAGACAAGACAUACUGGAAAGAAACCUUUCAAAUGUAAAAAAUGUGGUGAAUCAUUUUGCAUGCUUUUACACCUAAGUCAACAUAAAAGAAUUCAUAUUAGAGAGAAUUCUUACCAAUGUGAAGAAUGUGGCAAAGCCUUUAAAUGGUUCUCAACCCUUACUAGACACAGGAGAGUUCAUACUGGAGACAAAUCCUACAAACAUGAAGAACGUGGAAAAGGUUUUAACCAGUCCUCAACUCUUACUAGACAUAAGGUAAUUCAUGCUGGAGAGAAACACUACAAAAGUGAAAAGUGUGGCAAAGAUUUUAAACAGUCCUCAGACCUUACUAAACAUAAGAUAAUUCAUGCUGGAGAGAAACCCUACAAAUGUGAGGGAUGUGGCAAAGCUUUCUGCCAGUUCUCAUACCUUACUAAACAUAAGAUGAUUCAUACUGGAGAGAAACCCUAUAAAUGUGAGGAAUGUGGCAAAGCUUUUAACUGGUACUCACACCUUACCAGACAUAAGAUAAUUCAUACUGGAGAGAAACCCUACAAAUGUGAAGAAUGUGGCAAAGCCUUUAAUGUAUUCGCAACCCUUACUAGACAUAAGAUAAUUCAUACUGAAGAGAAACCCUACAAAUGUGAGGAAUGUGGCAAAGCUUUUAAACAGUCCUCAAACCUUACUACUCAUAUGAAAAUUCAUUCUGGAGAGAAACCCUACAAAUGUGAAGAAUGUGGCAAAGCUUUCUUCCGAUUCUCAUACCUUACUACACAUAAGAUAAUUCAUACUGGAGAGAAACCCUACAAAUGUGAGGAAUGUGGCAAAGCUUUUAACUGUUACUCCUACCUUACUGCACAUAAGAUGAUUCAUACUGGAGAGAAACCCUACAAAUGUGAAGAAUGUGGCAAAGCUUUCUACCGAUUCAUUUACCUUACUACACAUAAGAGAAUUCACACUGGAGAGAAACCCUACAAAUGUGAAAAGUGUGGCAAAGCUUUCUACCGAUUAUCUUAUCUUACUACACAUAAGAUGAUUCAUACUGUAGAGAAACGCUACAAAUGUGAGGACUGUGGCAAAGCUUUUAACUGGUACUCACGCCUUACUACACAUAAGAGAAUUCAUACUGGUGAGAAACCUUACAAAUGUGAAGAAUGUGGCAAAGCCUUUAGUGUAUUCUCAACCCUUACUAAACAUAAGAUAAUUCAUACUGGAGAGAAACCCUACAAGUGUGAAGAAUGUGGCAAAGCCUUUAAUGUAUUCUCAACCCUUACUAAACAUAAGAGAAUUCAUAAUGGAGAGAAACCCUACAAAUGUUUAGAAUGUGGCAAAGAUUUCUACCAAUUCUCAUACCUUACUACACAUAAGAUGAUUCAUACUGGAGAGAGACCCUACAAACAUGAAGAAAGUGGCAAAGUUUUUAACUGUUCCUCACAAAUUACUAGACAUAAGAUAAUUCAUACUGGAGAGAAACCCUACAAAUGUGAAGAAUGUGGCAAAGCUUUUAAAAAAUCCUCAAACCUUACUAAUCAUAAGAUAAUUCAUACUGGAGAGAAACCCUACAAAUGUGAAGAAUGUGGAAAAGCUUUUAACCAGUCCUCAACUCUUACUAGACAUAAGAGAGUUCAUACUGGAAGGAAGCCCUACAAAUGUGAAGCAUGUGGCAAAACUUAUAACUGGUCCUCAAACCUUACUAAACAUAAGAAAAUUCAUACUGGAGAGACACCCUACAAAUGUGAAGAAUGUGGCAAAGCUUUUAACCAAUCUUCAACCCUUACUAUACAUAAGAUAAUUCAUAUUGGAGAAUAACACUACAAAUGUGAAAAAUGUGGCAAACCUUAUAACCAGUACUCAUACUUUACUACACAUAGGAGAAUUCAUAUGGAAGAGAAAUUCUAAAAUGUGAAGAAUGUGGCAAAGGCUUUGACUGGUCCUCUACCCUUCCUAAAGAUAAAAGAGUUUGACUGGGUGUGGUGGUUCAUGCCUGUAAUCCCAGCACUUUGGGAGGCUGAGGCAGGCAGAUCACCUGGUCAAGAGUUCAAGACCAGCCUGGCCAAUAUGGUGAAACCCCAUCUCUACUAAAAAUAUAAAAAAUUAUCCAGGUGUAGUGGUGCACACCUGUAAUCCCAGCUACUCUGGAGGCCUAGGUGGAAGAAUCACUUGAACUCAGGAGGUGGAGGUUGCAGUGAGCUGAGAUUGCUCCACUGCACUCCAGCCUGGAUGACAGAGAGAGACUCUAUCACAGAAAAAAAAAAAAAAAAGAUAAGAGAGUUCAUGCUAGAGAGAAACCCUGCAAAUGUGAAGAAUGUGAGAAAGCUCUAACCAGUCCUCACACCUUACUACACAUAAGAGAAAUCACACUGGAAGGAAACCCUACAAAUGUGAAGAAUGCAAGAAAGCUUUUAACUGGUACUCAUGCCUUACUACACAUAAGAUAAUUCAUACUGGAAAGAAACUCUACAAAUGUCAAGAAUGUGGUAAAGCUUUUAACCAGUACUCAACUCUUACUACACAUAAGAUAAUUCAUACUGGAAAGAAACUCUACAAAUGUCAAGAAUGUGGUAAAGCUUUUAACCAGUACUCAACUCUUACUACACAUAAGGUAAUUCAUGCUGGAGAGAUACCCUACAAAUGUGAAGAAUGUGGCAAAGGUUUUUAUUGAUUCUCAUAGUUUACUAAACAUAAGAUAAUUCAUUCUGGACAGAAAUUCUACAAAUGUGAAGAAUGUGGCAAAGCCUUUAAUUGGUCCUCAACACUUACUAAACAGAAUUCAUAGCAGAGAGAAAUCCUACAAAUGUGAAGAAUGUCACAAACUUUUAACCACUUCUCAACCCUGAUGACACAUAAGGUAAUUCGUGCUGGACAGAAACCCUACAAAUAUGAAGAAUAUCUCAAAACUUUUUAUAGAUUCUCAUACCUUAUUAAACAUAAAAUCCUACAGGAGAGAAAUUAUACAAAUGUGAAGAACGUGGCAAAGCUUUUAAGAAAUCCUCAUCCAUUACUAAACAAGAUAAUUUGUACUGGAGAGAAAACCUACAAAUGUGAGGAAUGUGGCAAAGCCUUUAAUGGUCCCCUCAACUUUCUGCACAUAAGAUAAUUUAUACUGUAGAGAACCCUUACAAAUGUGAAAAAUGUAGCAAACCUUUUAACUAAUCCUCAACCGUUACUACACAUAAGAUAAUUAAUGCUGGAGGGAAAUCCCACCCAUGUGGCAAAGCUUUUAACCAGUCCUCAAACCUACUAGACAUAAGAUAACUCAUACUGGAGAAAAAUCUUAGAAAUGUGAAGGAUGUGGUAAAGCCAUUAUGCAGUCCUCAACUCCCACUAAACAUAACAUAAUUCAUACUGGAGAGAAACCUCACAACUGUGAAGAAUGUGGCAAAGCUUUUAACCAGUCCUACAAACCUUUUUGAACAAAAUAAUUUAUACAGGAGAGAAACCCUACAAAUGUGAGGAAUGUGACAAAGCCUUUAACCAGUCCUCAAUUCUUACCAAACAUAAGAAAAUUCAUACUGGAGAUUAACCUUAUGAGUGUGAAAAAUAUGGCAAAAACUUUAACUAGUUCUCAGUUAUUAUUAGUAUUUUUAGAGAUGAAGUUUCACUCUUGUUUCCAAGGCUGCAAUACAGUGGCAUGAUUUCAGCUCACUGCAACCUCCGUCUCCCAGGUUUAAGCAAUUCUCCUGUCUCAGCCUCCCAAGUAGCUGGGAUUACAGGCAUACACCACCAUACCUGUCUAAUUUUGUAUAUUUACUAGAGAUGGGUUUCUCCAUGUUGAUCAGGCUGGUCUUGAACUCCUGACCUUGUAAUCUGCCUGCCUCAGCCUCCCACAGUGCUGGGAUUACAGGCAUGAGCCACCACACCCAGCCACUAGUCCUCAGAUCUUAACACACAUAAGAUCAUUCAUACUGGAGAGAAACUCCACAAACCAGAAAGAUGUGAUAAUGCUUUUGACAACACCUCAAAUUUUCUAACCAUAAAAGCAAUCAUAUUGGUGAGAAAUCCUAGAAAUGUGAAGAAUGUGACAAAGUCUUUAAAUGGUUGUCAUACUUGACUUUUUUCUUCUGUUUUUGAAGAAAAAAAAGAUGAAGUCUCACUCUUGUCCCCCAGGCUGGUGUGCAAUGGCAUGAUGUCGGCUCACUGCAACCUCCGCCUCCCAGGUUCAAGUGAUUCUCCUACUUCAGCCUCCCAAGUAGCUGGGAUUACAGGCACCUGCCACCACACCUGGCUAAUUUUUGUACUUUUAGUAGAGAUGGGGUAUGACCAUCUUGGCCAGGCUGGUCUCGAACUCCUGACCUUAGGUGAUCCACCCACCUCGGGCCUCCCAAAGUGCUGGGAUUACAGGCAUGAGCCACCACUCCCUGCCUUACUUGAUUACAUGUAAUGUAACUCAUACUGGAAAAAAUUCCUACAAGUGAGAACAAUGUGGCAAAACUUUUAACCACCUUAUUGCACAGAAAAGCAUUUAUAUUUGAGAAAAAUUAUACAAAUACAGACUGUGAAAAAGACAUUAAUAUCUGCUUACAUCUUAACACCAGAGAGUUCAUACUUAAUAAAAACAAGAUAAAGACAAUUACUGUCAAAAGGUCUUUCAGAAAAAUAUAAGCCUUUAAAGUGAAGAAGAGAAUUUAUAUUGAAGAUGGACAUUACAAACAUAGAGGGUUGUAGUACCUUUACUUGAAUCAGAUUUUAUUGUACACAUUUUGUACUAGAGGAAAACUCUGAAGCAGUUGCUCAAGCUUUGUUCAACAUCAGGGCACUUAUAUUGGAAAAGUGUCUUGCAAAUGUAAUAAAUGUGGAAAAACACUUUUUCAAAAACUACAUCUUAGAAAACACCACAGUUUAUACUGAAGAAUAUUUUUGAAGAUGCAGUAAAAAUGAAAAAAUAUUUAAUCCAAAUUAGGGCUAUGUAAAUAUCAGAAUUUAUAAUAGAAAUAUAUAAGGAACUGACACUUCAGAUAUACUAAGUCAAGAGUUCUGAGUAUAGAAAAUAAUCUAAAACUAAAGUUGAUAGAAAAAGUAUUUGUAUAUAACUUUAAGAGGAGUAAAAGAUUUUUUGCAGUGUAAUAACUACAUUCAAAGUAUACUUUAUUUCUGGAAAAAAUUACAGACUUUGAAAGCAAAUGAUGUAAUUCAACACUCAUUUUCCGGUGUUUCUGCAUUCUUAUUCACUUGUGAAAGCAUGUGAUCAAUUGUUGCUGCAUCAAAGAUAUGAGGGAUUCUUUUCCAUUAGAUGGGCAUUAUUUUUUAUCUUUUCUAUGGACAAGUAAGGACAUUAGAAUAUAAGAUGCAUGAUGAAAAAGUGGAGAGGUUCUUUGUGGUUAACUUAUACUCUUGAGUGGUGUAUGAGGUAGGUGUUAAGAGUAUUAUUCUUUUGCAUUAUGAGAAAACUAGUAGUGUAUUAUUAGUAUAUUAUUGUACUAAUUGUACUUUUAUAUAAUAAAAUGCAGCACAUUUUUAAAAUUUUACAUUAUGUGUGAAGUUGAUGUGUUUCAACAUUUUUAACAUGUUAAAAAUGUUAAAGCCAGUGGCUUUAAAGUAUAGAUAAAGUAUCCAAAGUUCCUGUUGGAUAAAUAUUUAUUCUUAUUUUAAUCAAUUAAAUGUAUUUUUCUUAAUUUUUGUGGGUAUAUGAGUAUAUAUACUUAUGCUAUAUAUGGCAUAUUUUGAUACACAAAUACAAUACAUAAUCAUGUGAUAAAUGUGGUAUCCAUCACCUCUAGCAUUUAUCCUUUGUAUUACUGACAAUCGAAUUCUACACUUUUACUUAUUUUAAAAUGUACAAUUAUGGCCAGGCACAGUGGCUCACACCUGUAAUCACAGCACUUUGGGAAGCUGAGGUGGGUGGAUCACCAGGUCAGGAGUUCAAGACCAGCCUGGCCAACAUGGUAAAACCCUGUCUCUACCAAAAAUACAAAAAUUAGCUGGGCAUGGUGGCAGGGACCUGUAAUCCCAGCUACUUGGGAGGCUGAGGCAGGAGGAUCACUUGAACUCAGGAGGUGGAGAUUGCAGUGAGCUGAGAUCGUGCCACUGCACUCCAGCCUGGGUGAGAGAGCAAGACUUCAUCAAAAAAAAGAGAGAGAGAGAGAGGAAGGAAGGAAAGAAAUAAAGAAUUGGUCUCUAUUCUCAUGAAACUUUCAGUAUAACUUCAUAAAAUCCUUAUGCAUUCCUGAGAAGUGGAUACAUCUGAAGUUUCCUAAAGCCCUACUAACCCAAAGUAACCAGUAUCUGAAUUUUGUAUUAUCAUUUACUUUAUGCAAUUUUAUCUAUAAACAAUAUACGUUUCAGUGUUGCCUGUUUUUUGGCUCUAGAUAAAUUCUACAAUUUUUCAUCUGUGACUUGCUUUUUUAUUUACAAUUGUUUCCUUCUAUUUUUCCAUGUUGCUUUGCAUAGCUACGGUUGUCCAUUUUCACUGCUGCAUAGGGUGAAUAUAUAUCAAUUUUUAAACCAAUUCUAUAGCCAGUGGUUAUUUGUGAAUUCCAAUUACUCUAUAUUUUACCAACUCUUGGAAUUACUAGACAUAUUGAGGGGUGAAGCCAGCUGGAAUUCCUGGGUCAAAUGGGGACUUGGAGAACUUUUCUGUAUAGCUAAAGGAUUGUAAAUGCACCAAUCAGCACUCUGUAAAAACGCACCAAUCAGCACUCUGUGACUAGCUAAAGGAUUGCAAACACACCAAUCAGCACUCUGUAAAAAGGCACCCAUCAGCACUCUGUGUCUAGCUAAAGGAUUGUAAAUGCACCAAUCAGCACUCUGUAAAAACCCACCAAUCAGCACUCUGUGUCUAGCUAAAGGAUUGUAAAUGCACCAAUCAGCACGCUGUAAAAACCCACCAAUCAGCACUCUGUGUCUAGCUAAAGGAUUAUAAAUGAACCAAUCAGCACUCUGUAAAAUGGACCAAUCAGUGCUCUGUAAAAUGGCCCAAUCAGCAGGACGUGGGCAGGGCCAAAUAAGGGAAUAAAAGCUGGCCACCCAGAGCCAGCAGCAGCAACCUGCUUGGGUCCCCUUCCAUGCUGUGGAAGCUUUGUUCUUUCACUCCUCACUGUAAAUCUUGCUGAUGCUCACUCUUUGGGUCUGCACCACCUUAAAGAGCUGUGACACUCACCACAAAGGUCCACAGCUUCAUUCUUGAAGUCACCUAGACCACAAACCCACCAGAAGGAAGAAACUCUGGACACAUUGGAAGGAACAAACUCCAGACACACCAUCUUUAACAGCUGUAACACUCACCAUGAAGGUCUGCAGCUUCAUUCUUGAAGUCAGCAAGACCAAGAAUCCACCAGAUGGAAUAAAUUCUGGACACAAUAUUUUUUGGCAAAGUGGAGAAUCAGACUGGGAUAUCAUUUAUGCUUUUAAUUAGCAUUUCUGUAGUUACUAAUGAAGUUAGCAUUUUUCAGAAGUUAAUUGGUCAGUUGUGUUUUAAGAUGUGCCAUCUAUUUUUAAUGUAUUUCAUUUCUUUGUGUAUUCAUAUUCUGUAAGGUAUAUUGUCUAAAUACUAAUUUUUUGUAAUAUGUGUUUUUGUAGAUUUUUGUCCUAGUUAUGAUUUGCCUUUCCACCAUCUUUAUUUAAACAUGUUUUUGUAAGUUCUUAAUCAAAAGUUCUUAAAAUUUGGUCUAAUUUAUAAUAUAUUGUGCCAUGUUUAAGAAACUGUUUUACCUCACUGUUAUAACAACAAUAAUAUCCUGUAUUUUCUCCUAAAAUUUUAAAUUCUCAUUCUAUGUGAAAAAUUGUUGCAUCAGUUGCUGUGCAGGAAUCCAAUCUACCCAGGUAGAACCAAUUGUUUAGGUAUUAGCUUAUUGACUUGUUCUACUUUGCCGGUAUUAUUGUAAUACUGAGCUCUCAUUUUAAUCUAUUGGCUGCGACCAUAGAUGCAAUAUUUAAUAAAAAUGUUGAUAGCAGCAUCCUUAUAAUGUUUAUGACAUCAAAAGACAAGUUUUCAAUGGUUUAUCAUGUACAUUUGCUAUAGUAUAUUUUAGAUACCUUCCAUAUUUAGAAAAUAAAAUUUCCUUUUAUUUUUAGUUUGCUAAAAGGUUUUUACCAAGCUCUUUUUCUGUGCCUAUUGUAUAUACACAUAUAGAUUUUACAAAGUUUAACUUAUCUUGUACUCUCGAGAUAAACUUAUUCAUGGUUUUACUUUUUUUUU
Molecule: messenger RNA, 8771 nt
Organism: Pongo pygmaeus (Bornean orangutan)
Lineage: Eukaryota; Metazoa; Chordata; Mammalia; Primates; Hominidae
Product: zinc finger protein 708-like
Exons: 4
Coding region: 167-2446 (759 amino acids)
Biological process (GO): regulation of DNA-templated transcription
Source: RefSeq, a predicted model, not a curated record